UGCGCGGAUUAUAUUGAUGACUCCGUCGUAAUCCUACUAAAAUGAGACUUCCGCUCGGGCGAGGGGUCUACGAGGAUGCGCGAACGGGGUGGUACGUGGUAGACGUGCGUUUUUCUAGUGUCUUACAGGCCACUAGGUUGGCGCUCUCCUCUGUCACACGGUUCGAAAUCGGGGUCUGCACAGACGUUGCGAAACAGCACGACACAGGGGCAAACCAGCACCUGUUAAGGUUAUUUCCCCGCCUACCAAAAUUUGGGUCGCCGCGAUAGCUGUGCGAAGAGCACCAGGGUAUUUAAGACACUUCUCAAAAAACCGCGCACGCGACGCUAAAUACAUCCUCUACGUGCAAGAUGGCAGCAAACUGCGCAUCCUGCGCCGCGGCGACGGAAUUCGACGCGGGGACGAACUACGACGUGGUUAUCGCAGGCGCCGGGCCGUGCGGCCUCGCGCUCCUUAGCGCUCUCCAUGCUCAGGAGGGCAAUUUGACGGACGAGCAGCAGGCGACGAUGCAGGCGCGCAGUCGUCAAAACCGUAUUAAGAAGAGCGAGCGCGAGGCACUCAAGGUCUGUGUCGUCGACCCGGCCGGCGCGUUCCUCCACGAGUGGAGGGGGAGGUUCGACGCCCUGGAUAUCGCGCUGCUGCGGUCGCCGGCCUGGGCGCACCCGGACUUUUUUAGUGAAGCGGCCCUGCAGGAGUACGCGUGGCGCCGCGGCCGCGAGGCCGAGAUUCAUAGUAUCGACGACUUCACGACGACGUCGCUGCGGCGCCUCACCGAGGUGAACGCGGGGUUGUUCCGGCUGCCAGGCGCGGGCCUCUUCAGCGACUUCUGCUGCGAUCUAUCCAAAACCCUGCCCCACGCCAUGCUCCGGGGCGAGGCGUCUGCUGUCGAGAAACGUAGUGAAGGGGGCUACGCCGUGGCCGUCGGCGACGCGUCCGUCAGGACGCGGGCCGUCGUCUUCGCGCUCGGGGCCGCGACGACGCCCUGCGUGCCGCCGCAGUUCGCCCUCGCUCCGACGAUCGUCCACUCGAACGACUGGCGGGCGCUGCGGGACCUAGAUUUCGGGUCGAAGGACACCGUCCUCGUCGUGGGCGGCGGCCUCUCCGCCGCGCAGGCGGCGCUCCGGGCGGCGAAGCGCGGCGCGGGGCGGGUCGUGCUCUGCUCGCGCCGGAAGCUCUGCACGCGGACCUACGACCUGGAACUGGACUGGAUGAACCGCCGGUCGACGGGCAAAGGAAGCGCGCGGCGCCGCCUCUACGAGUUCAAGGGCGCGCCGCUCGAGGAGAGGAGAGCGUUCGUGGCGAAGGCGCGGGGCGGCGCGACGGUGCCGCAGUACUACCUCGAUUUGCUGAAGACGGCCGAGGACCGGGGCGCCAUAGCGCAUUUUGUCGAUGAGGUCUGCGACGUUCAGGAAGUAGACGGCGCGCACCGCGUCGCAUUUAAUAAAUCGGAGCCGCUCGUGGCGACGAAAAUUAUUUUGGCUACCGGGUCCCAGCUCGACUGCGGGACGAUCCCGCUCCUGCGCGACACGGCGAAACGAUUGGCCCUGCCCGUCGUGUCCUGUCUGCCGGCCGUCGACGACUCCUUACGCUGGGGCGACGAGGACCUCUUUGUCGUCGGGGCGCUCGCGCAGCUGCGUGUGGGUCCCGACGCGGGUAACCCUACGGGCGCGCGGCGCGCGGCCGAGAUAUGCGCCGCGAAUUUGGGCUCGCACGACGACCUCGUGGAAGACUACAACGUCCUCGCGAACACGUACGACGUCUUCGGCGACUCCUCGGACACCGAGUCGGAGACGGAGAGCAGCUCGACGGACUAGUUUGUAAAUAGUACAAUUAAA
Molecule: messenger RNA, 1835 nt
Organism: Pelagomonas calceolata
Lineage: Eukaryota; Pelagophyceae; Pelagomonadales; Pelagomonadaceae
Source: the annotation of a GenBank genome assembly